Messenger RNA from Paramecium sonneborni, 815 nucleotides. NCBI's taxonomy places the organism in Eukaryota, Ciliophora, Oligohymenophorea, Peniculida, Parameciidae. The record is from the annotation of a GenBank genome assembly.
UUAUCAAUAAUGCUGUUGCAAUAAUCUAGAAAGAAUGUAGCCUAAGCAUAAUAAUAAACAGCUUCAUCUCAUACAAUAAAGAUGAUUUCUGAAAAAUGGAGAAGAAUAUCAUCAGAAGUUGAUAAUCAAAAAGCAAACAGACUAUAGCAACUUCAAGAAAAAAUGAAAUAAAUCGAAAAACAAGCAUUAACGGUUAAUAAUAGCGAAAUCAAAUAAUUAUAAGAUUCAAUAAAUACUUUGAACCAAAAUGUUUAGGAGCAUUUGACUCAAGAAUAUAAUCAUAAAUCAUCAAAAGCAUAUGAAAACAUUAAGAAUACUUUAGAUAAGAGUCUACAACAGUAAAAUUAAUAAACAUAGGAUAUGGAGAAAAGGGUUGAUCAUCUACUUGAUUGGAACCAUCUUUAAGAUUAGAUAUCAAGAAAUGAAUCUCAAUAUGAUUUUGAUAUUCAGAAUAAAUUAUAAAUGAUAGCUGAUUCAUUUAAUUAGAUUGAAGAUGUUCUAGAAACAGAAAGAGAACAAAGGUAAAUGAAUAUUAUGACUAGUAGAAUUCAAUCCUUUGAGUAAAUAGAGGGUGAAUUAGAACAAAAUCUAUUUUAACUUAAAAACUAUAUAUCUUCUGAAUCUAGUCUUAGAAGACAAAAGGAAAAUAAAAUAUUUGAUAUGAUAAAUGAUGUGCAUUAGAACUUGUCCUUAAUGUUGUAAGAUGAGAAGAAAGAAAGAUAAAUUAUGACUAAUAAUUUAAUGUAAUUGAUGGAUGAUGCAUGUAUUAGAAUUGAUAGAAGUCUAAGUUCAUUUUGAUAAUUUUAUAUUUUAAU